Molecule: messenger RNA, 1553 nt
Organism: Vitrella brassicaformis
Lineage: Eukaryota; Vitrellaceae
Source: the annotation of a GenBank genome assembly
UGUGGGUGCUGAUGAAUGGCUGGAUGGAUGGAAAGCAUGGCUUCAUUCACGCUGGAUGUAUGUGUGUACGUAUGCGUGGUGGCCGUGCGUGUGCAAUGUGACUCGCUAUCGUCAUGCAUGUGGAGGGGAGUCUUGAGCGUGUCUGUGUGCUUCAGCCACUCGUGUAGAGACAGACACCGAAGCCGGCUGACUUGUGGCAGAGUGAAUGAAUGCGCCAAACAUGACGUUUGAGGUACCACCUCUCGCGAUAGGAUUGUGUACACCGCUGCAUUCGCGCCAUGAGAUGGCUGGUUGGUUGGUUGGUAGCGCCGGAAACGCAACCCGACAUCUUCUCUAUCUAUAGCACACACCAAACAGGCAACGUGCACACGUAGAGUGCCUCCACAAGGCAUACGCCAAAAGAAUGGGAGAAAUCUUGCGAGCUAAAUCUCACCUGCGAGGGUCCUUCCGGACGGAAGAGGACCAAAACUACGUCCCUCGCCAUGUCUGAAGAGCGUGAGGCUGCUGCAGUGAAGCUACAGUGCUUCUUCAGGGCCCUUCUUGCAAAGAAGGUCUACUUGGACCUCUUGUUGCGCAAAAUGGAGGCUGAGGCUGCCCAGCAGCGAGAAAUAGACCGGCUGAGGGACGAGCAGAGUACGAGAACACACAGCAAACUGGAACAAGCGGACGUGUGUUUGUGUGUGUGUGUGUGUGGUAUUCUAGGCAAGGCAUUGAUACAGGCCCAAGAGGCAAAGCAGGCCAUCGACGAGAAACUCGCCAUCCGAAGGAACCUCAACAUUUUGGUCAGUGAGCCUCAGUUACGAAUUGGGGACCAGGAGAGUGACGGCAGUCAGUCUGUCUUGUGUCUUCUUGCUCAGCGCACCCAUUCUGCGACAUUCAUCCAGCGUGCCUAUCGUGACUACCGUCGUCGCCGCCACCGCCGCCAUCAGCAGAGGCGCCGGCUGCCAACGCACACUCUCGCGGGCCCGCCUCCCACCACAGCCGAGGAGCAGCCCGCAUCGCCCCUUCCCACAGCCACGCCCCACACACGUCACAGCGGUAGUGACCUGUGGCAGGAUGUCGAGCUCACAGACGAGCAGAGUGGCGGCACUGGGGCUGGCCGCCACGAGCCAACCACCACCAGCACCACAGGCGGCAGCAGCAUUAGGCAGCGCCAGCCUGUCCGGCCAUCAUCCUCACCGGCAAGGGCUGUGGGUUUGUCCCGUGACGAUGUGGGGCUGACGCGAGAAGCACUGCAGGAGCUGCCACAAGAGACUCUGAGAGAAAAGGCUGCCGACAUCCAGGUACGUGCUUCGGGCAGGCAGGCAGACUGACUGACUGACACGCACUGCACACACCAACUGUCCGUGUGUGUGUCUGCAGCUUGAGACCAUAAUGAGGGCGCGGGAGCUGGCGUGUGAGUUUGAAGAGAGGUCUGAGCUCAUGUGCGAGAACAGCACACUCCGCCAACACAUACAAAACACUAUCAACCACUUGCGGGACAGACGGGCGUCCGCCAUCUGAUCCACUGAUUGAUUUAUUGACUGCGCUUUGGUUGCUUCAUCGGUCAUCCG